Anoplopoma fimbria (sablefish) is the source of this 735-nucleotide messenger RNA. RefSeq names its product heat shock protein, alpha-crystallin-related, b11 (gene hspb11). Gene Ontology annotation, cellular component: intraciliary transport particle B; centrosome; cilium. The transcript is spliced from 5 exons. Bases 6 to 398 code for a protein of 130 amino acids. The record is from RefSeq and is a predicted model, not a curated record. Lineage: Eukaryota; Metazoa; Chordata; Actinopteri; Perciformes; Anoplopomatidae. Gene Ontology annotation, biological process: intraciliary transport.
UGGAGAUGAUCGAUUCCUCUCUGAGUUCCGUGGUCGUCUCCUCGUCCGGCGAUGAGAGUCACCCUCCAGAGAACAUCACCGACGGGAACAGCGACACGUUUUGGAUCUCCACCGGGAUGUUUCCUCAGGAGUUCAUCAUUCGCUUCGCUGAGUCCACGCAGGUGUCUGCAGUGACGGUGGACAGCUACAACGUCAAGCAUUUAAAGCUAGAAAAGAACACCGCACAAAAUGUCUCUCAAUUUGAGUCUGUUACCGAGCAAGAAUUUGAACAUACAGAGGGACAUCUUCAGUCAAAUACUAUUUCGCUCAAUGGAAGCAAUGCAACCCACCUUCGUUUUAUCAUCACUUCAGGAUAUGAUCAUUUCGUCUCAGUGCACAGAGUCGGUGUACAAAAUUGACACAAUUGAUUGUUGUGAAUUAAAUGGUAAAUGGUAAAUGGACUGUACUUGUAUAGCGCUUUUCUAGUCUUCCGACCACUCAAAGCGCUUUUACAUUACUAAUCAUUCACCCAUUCACACCCAUUCAUACACUGAUGACAGGAGCUACCAUGCAAGGUGCCACCUGACCAUCAGGACCCUAACUAACAUUCAUACACAUACAUACACCGCAGGAACAGCCUGCGGGAGCAAUUUGGGGUUAAGUGUCUUGCCCAAGGACACAUCGACAUGGACUGCCGGAGCCAGGGAUCGAACCACCGAUCCUCUGAUUGGGGGACGACCCUGCUCUCCACUGAGC